This is a messenger RNA of Zootoca vivipara (common lizard), 1371 nucleotides long. NCBI's taxonomy places the organism in Eukaryota, Metazoa, Chordata, Lepidosauria, Squamata, Lacertidae. The record is from RefSeq and is a predicted model, not a curated record.
AUGUCAUCCAAAAAUGGCUCCCGCGACUCCACUCCGCUGGCUCUCGGAGACUCUACUGCAGCAGAGGAAUUGCCCCGCGGAGCCUGCCAGACCUUGAGCCCUCGGGACGCCCUUCCCGAGCUUCACUCAUUCCUUCGGUUGAUCUCAUUUAACAACACUGCUGGAGAUGAAAUUACAUUAAAUGAACAUGGAGAGCUGGCAUCUGGCUUUGAUAUUACAAACUUGGUCACUUUCCCAAAUAAAUCUUACAUCAGGGUUAAAGUGGGAAGUCUGGGUCCACAGGCUCCUUCUGACAAAGAGCUCGUCAUUGAUGGGGGCAGAAUCAAAUGGAACAAAGAGCUUGCACAGGUGCCACCCCUUUCGGUCUGUAAUUCUCACUGUCCUCCUGGUCAUGGGAAGAAAAAGAAGGAGGGAGUGAAAUUUUGCUGCUAUGAUUGUGCUCCAUGUCCAGAAGGGAUAUACUCAAAUGAGAAGGAAAACUGUAUCCAUUGCCCAGAAGACCAGCAUUCAAACAAGGACCACAAUCACUGCAUCCCCAAGAUCUCAAAUUUCCUAGCCUUUGAUGACACUUUGGCUAUUGUUUCAACUUCCUCUGCACUUCUAUUGUCUCUGGUCACAGCUCUGGUGCUGGGCAUCUUCAUUAAGCACCGGGACACUGCCAUAGUCAAAGCCAACAACAGAAGUCUAACCUACAUUCUCCUCACCUCCCUCCUCUUGUGUUUCCUCUGCUCUUUGCUAUUCAUUGGAAUGCCUAAUGAGGCAACUUGCCUUCUCCGACAAACAAGUUUUGGCACCAUAUUCUCUGUGGCCCUCUCCAGCAUCUUGGCCAAAACCAUUUCUGUUGUUUUGGCAUUCAUGGCUACCAAACCAGGAUCCAGCAUGAGGAAUUGGAUGGGGAAGAGACUGACUUGUUCCAUUGUAGUUUCCUGCUCCAUUGUUCAAGUAGGGAUCUGCAUUCUCUGGCUGGCAAACUCCCCCCCAUUCCCAGAUUUGGACAUGCACUCAAUGACUGAGCAAAUUAUACUGUUAUGUAAUGAAGGAUCCGUCACCAUGUUCUAUUCUGUUCUGGGCUACAUGGGCUUCCUGGCCACUGUCAGCUUCAUUGUGGCCUUCCUAGCCAGAAAAUUGCCCGGCAGUUUCAAUGAAGCCAAGUUUAUCACCUUCAGCAUGCUGGUCUUUUGCAGUGUUUGGCUCUCCUUUGUUCCAACUUACUUAAGCACUAGAGGAAAAUACAUGGUGGCAGUGGAGAUUUUCUCAAUCUUGGCUUCCAGUUCUGGUUUACUGGGCUGCAUCUUUUCCCCAAAAUGUUACAUAAUUUUGGUGAAGCCUGAGCUCAAUAACAGAGAACAUCUUAUACGAAGAAAGAAUUAA